Messenger RNA from Paramecium sonneborni, 1986 nucleotides. Lineage: Eukaryota; Ciliophora; Oligohymenophorea; Peniculida; Parameciidae. The record is from the annotation of a GenBank genome assembly.
AUGAAUGCUUUAUAAAAUGUUUUAAUUAAUAAGCUAGAUGAUUAGUAAGAAGAAGCAAGAGAAUAGGAAUAUAGGGAUUUAAUAGGACCAUUUUUUUUUAAAAGAAAAUUCAAAAUUGUUUUUACAAAAAAUAAAGAAGUUAAAAUGAUAUCUUCAGAUGGAGAGAUAAUAAGAAGGUAAAGAAAAUAAUCUUCAACAUUAAGUUAUAUUAUGACAAAUUGUUGCUAUAAAAAUCUAGAAAUACCCUUUAAUUUUGAAUAAGUUAAACAUUUACAAUGGAUAGGAAAGUAUCAGGAUAUGAAAAAAGUUGGAAAGUGGACAGCAACAUGGAACAAUAAAAUAUUAGUUGAUGUUGGUGGUUAGUAUUGUUAAAAAGGAAUGAAAUAAGGUCAAUGGAAAGAACUAUUUAAGAAUUUUUAUGAGUAUUAUUUAUUUUUAUAGUUUAAGCAAAGCAUAAGUUUUUGAAGAAGGAGAUUACAUAAAUAAUUUGAGAACAGGGAAAUGGAGUAUUAUUUAUGAAAAUAAGUUAAUGUAAUUAUUAAUCAAUAUUUAAAGUGGGGGAGGAAUUUAUAAUGAAAAAGGUUAAAAAUAUGGUUAAUGGAUUGAGUUGAAUGAUUAUUUCUAAAAGUAUAAAGUUUUAAUGUAGAUUUAUCAUUAGUGAUAAUUAAAUAAUAUAUUAAGGAGAAUAUUAUAAUUGCAAGAAGGCUUGCAUAUGGAAUAUAUAUAGAAAAAGGUUAGCCAUCUUCCUUAAUAUAAAUUCAUGUAAAAAGACAGGAAAUUAGUCCUUAGAAAUAAUGUAAAUAAUAAAUAGAUUUUAGUGGUAUGGAAAAAUACGAUCAAUAGGGUCGAAAGAAUGGAAAAUGGGUUGAGUUAAGUGAACAUUUUUAAAAGUAUUAUAUUAAAAUAAUGUAAUAUUUAGAGAAACUUAGAUUAUUUAUUGUGGUGAAUAUAAUAAUGGUAAGAAAUGUGGAAUUUGGGAUAUUUAUCAUUAGACAUAUAGUAAUAGACCAUUUUAUUUGAUGUAGAUUAAAUUAUUAUUAAAUAAUUAUAGUGGAUGUGGUAUAUAUAAUGAUUAAGGUUUGAAAAUUGGAAUGUGGUUUGAAUAGAGUGAAAAUUUUUAGAAGUUUUUAAUAAUUAUAGUUAUAAUAGUAAUGGUUAAAUAAUUUAUGAAGGUCAAUAUAAAAAUGGAAUAAAAAUUGGGAAAUGGUAUAUAAAAUCAAAGAGUGGUUAAAUAUUAGAAAGAAUGUAUAAAUUUAAAAAAAAUGUAAUUCUUAGUGGUUAUGGAUCUUAUGAUGAACAAGGACUUAAAAAUGAUAUUUGGUUAGAAUUAAGUGAAAAUUAUUAGAAGUUUUAAUAAUUUCUUAUGAUAUAGUUGCAAUAGUGAGAUCACUUAUUAUGGAAAAUAUAAAAACAAUAAAAAAAUUGGAAAAUGGGAAAUUUAAAACAAAAAAUUUAAUAAGAAUCCAUAUGAAUUGAUGUAAGUAAUAUUAUAUAUAAAAUUAAUAUAUUAGAGGUGGUGGAUUAUAUAACGAUUAAGGUUUAAAAUAUGGUAAUUGGAUAGAUUUGAUUGAAGAUUUUUCGAGGUGUUAUUUUAAUUAAAUAUGUAAAUUAGUUGGAAAGAGAUCAUUUGUAAGGGUGUUUUUCAUAAUGGAGGUAAGAUUGGUAGAUGGGAUUUAUAAUUUAGAUCUCCGUAGAGUAAUUACUUUCGUAAUAUGUAUUUAUUAAGUGAAUUAAUUUUUAGUGGUGGUGGAUCUUAUGAUAAUAACAAUUUUAAGAAUGGAAGUUGGAUUGAUAUAUGUGCUGAUUUCUCAAAGUUUUAUUUUUUUAUUCUUAUUAUUAGAAAUUAAAGAGUAGUUCAUAAAGGAGUAUAUGACCAUGGUAAAAAGAUUGGAUUAUGGGAGGAAAUAAGAUUAUGUGAAGAUAAUGGAAGUUUGAAAAUGUAUGAAAUAAAAAUUUAUAUUUAGAGGACAAAAAAAGUAUGAUUGA